Messenger RNA from Fonsecaea multimorphosa CBS 102226, 1200 nucleotides. RefSeq lists its product as uncharacterized. Gene Ontology annotation, biological process: signal transduction. Bases 1 to 1200 code for a protein of 399 amino acids. Gene Ontology annotation, cellular component: cytoplasm. Lineage: Eukaryota; Fungi; Ascomycota; Eurotiomycetes; Chaetothyriales; Herpotrichiellaceae. The transcript has 2 exons. The record is from RefSeq and is a predicted model, not a curated record.
AUGGAUACAAGUUUGGUCAAGACUGACAACUUAUCGGACCCACCAAAACCUUUAAGAGCGCGCGAACGAUGGAAAGAAGGUUACGUGGAACUGACAUAUCUGUCGCGACAGUGGCAGCCGUUCAGCAAGGACAAGUCAGACCCUCCUUUGUAUUCGACUUGGAUGGCCUCCUCGGAAGUGGACCAAAAGUUUCUGGGUUAUUUUGCAAAAGUCACCACUACCGAGAAUAAUUAUCUUUCUAGUUUUCUAUUUCGCGUUCUCGGCCUUUCUGUGAUUCUUGCUGAGAAACUUCUGCGCGCGCGCCGCGCAAAACGCCUCGACCCUGUUCGGGACCCCAAAGCCCGCCACUUAAUUCACCACAUAUUAUGGCUCGCCCGCGAAGGACUUGUUAUGGUGGAACAAUAUGUACUCCCCAUGGUUGGCCACUACGUGGAACUCAAGGUGUUGAGCUACAAACUCAAGGCCAGCUUCUACCACAUUUUUGUGCUUUUUCAUAAUGAGCCGCCGGUGAAUGAUCGCAUUAAUCGAAGAAGGAGCAACGGCGGUGGGGAUACGAGUUAUACUUUGUUUCCAGAACCACUAAGUCCGAGGGAAUCGAGGGAGGGAAGAGAAAGGCCGAGCAGACAAGCCACAGUCAGGUCUCCUACCGAAGGCGGACGAAGGAGAUCACCAGCCAUCAGCCUCGGAGGUCCCGUGGGCGGCGGCGGUGGGAUGACAGCUACAACACGAACUCCGCCUGGGCUUCCCCUUCCCGCAACAUAUCCUUACUACAACAAUGGCAACGACAACGGCAAUGGCAACGGUACGGCAACGUUCCUCCUCCUUCUCCAAGACUACACCCCCUAUGCAACCCAAGCGUUCCGUGAAGCCGACGAACUCGCCGAGCGCCUUCUUCCUGGAUCUCAUCCGGUUCGCCUGUCGGUCAAGGUCGAAUACGUCGCCUACGUCUACGAUUGUCUACACGAAGCCGAAGCAUCACGGAAGAUGGCGAGGAUGGCAAUUAGGCACGUGUAUGAAGCACAAGAGGGCAUGGAUGAUGAUUCAUUUCAGGAUGCUGCCGAGAUGGUGGGAAUCCUGGGCCGGAUGAUGAAAAGAGGGCUGGGGGGAGGCGGGAGCAGCGGCAGUCAGAUGCAGGGACAAAACGUGAGUGGAGGAGCCAGUGGAAGGAGAGAUGCCCAGCAGCCGUCGACAUGGGUAUAG